Zingiber officinale is the source of this 3621-nucleotide messenger RNA. Its product is annotated as phospholipase D zeta 1-like. Gene Ontology annotation, biological process: intracellular signal transduction; phosphatidic acid biosynthetic process; phospholipid catabolic process. Bases 127 to 3456 code for a protein of 1109 amino acids. The transcript is spliced from 20 exons. Gene Ontology annotation, cellular component: plasma membrane. The record is from RefSeq and is a predicted model, not a curated record. Lineage: Eukaryota; Viridiplantae; Streptophyta; Magnoliopsida; Zingiberales; Zingiberaceae. Gene Ontology annotation, molecular function: D-type glycerophospholipase activity.
UAAUAAGCAGGCGGAGAAAAGAGGAAGUAAGAUAGGAAACGAUCACGCAUUUUGUGGGAGAGAGCCCUUCUUUGUCGCGCCGGCGAGGCGGAUUCGCCCGAUCCGUCGCUGCCUGAACGUCCGAGGAUGUCUUCGGAUCUGCUGCGUGAAGAUGCAGGCCACCGCUACGUGAAGAUGCAGUCGGAGCCGUCGGCGUCUCCGUCGCCGUCGCAUUCGUUCCGAUUGCCGGAUCAGCCGCGGAUCUUCAACGAAUUGCCCGUGGCGGAGAUAGUCUCCGUGUCCCGACCCGAUGCCGGCGACAUCAGCCCCAUGCUCCUCACUUACACCAUCGACUUCCAUUACAAGCAGUUCAAAUGGCGCUUAAUAAAGAAAGCUUCACAUGUUCUAUAUCUACAUCUUACUUUGAAAAAGCGAGCGUUUAUUGAGGAAUUUCAUGAGAAGCAGGAGCAGGUUAAAGAAUGGCUUCAAAAUCUUGGUAUAGGGGAUCAUACAACUGUUAUGCAAGUUGAUGAUGAAGCGGACGAUGAGCCUGUUCCUUUACUGCAAGAGGAGACUUUAUCAGCACGGAAAAGAGAUGUGCCUUCUAGCGCUGCAUUUCCAAUUAUUCGGCCUGCACUAGGGAGACAACAUUCCAUUUCUGACAGGGCAAAAGUGGCUAUGCAAGGUUAUUUGAAUCAUUUUUUGGGGAACUUGGAUAUUGUGAAUUCUGAAGAGGUUUGUAGGUUUUUAGAGGUCUCAAGGCUAUCAUUUUUGCCUGAGUAUGGACCCAAGCUAAAAGAAGAUUAUGUUAUGGUGAGACAUUUGCCAAAGAUUCAAAAUGAUGAUGAUGGAAAAUGUUGCUCUGGCCACUUGUUUAGUUUUUGUAAUGGCAGUUGGCAGAAGGUCUGGGCUGUACUGAAACCAGGAUUCUUGGCUUUACUGGAAGAUCCUUAUGACACAAAUCUUUUGGACAUUAUUAUUUUCGAUGUACUUCCUUCUUCAGAUGGAAAUGGGGAAGGCCGUGUUCUUUUAGCAAAAGAGACAAAGGAACGCAAUCCUCUCCGCUUUGGCUUUCAAAUAUCUUGUGGGAAUCGUACUGUAAGUAUAAGGAUGAAAAGUAAUGCAAAAGUUAGGGAUUGGGUUGCUGCAAUAAAUGAUGCUGGGUUAAGGCCUCCGGAAGGGUGGUGUUAUCCUCACCGCUUUGGUUCCUUUGCACCACCAAGAGGUUUAACUGAAGAUGAUAGUUAUGUUCAAUGGUUCAUUGAUGGCAAAGCUUCUUUCGAAGCAAUUGCUUGUUCAAUCGAGGAUGCGAAAUCAGAGAUAUUCAUUACUGGCUGGUGGUUGUGCCCCGAAUUGUACUUAAGACGCCCUUUUAGUGUUCAUGGAUCUUCACGACUUGAUGCGAUGUUAGAGGCAAAAGCCAAACAAGGUGUUCAGAUACAUAUUCUUCUUUACAAAGAGGUUGCUCUUGCUUUGAAGAUUAACAGCGAAUACAGUAAGAGAAGAUUACUGAACAUCCAUGAGAAUGUAAAAGUUUUACGCUAUCCAGAUCAUUUUUCAAGUGGUGUUUAUUUAUGGUCUCAUCAUGAGAAAAUUGUUAUUGUGGAUAAUCAAAUAUGCUUCAUUGGAGGGCUUGAUUUGUGUUUUGGACGCUAUGACAACUUUGAACACAAAGUAGGUGAUUUCCCACCUCUUAUGUGGCCUGGAAAGGACUAUUACAACCCUAGGGAAUCAGAACCUAAUUCUUGGGAAGAUACUAUGAAAGAAGAAUUAGAUCGUGAAAAAUAUCCUCGAAUGCCUUGGCAUGACGUCCAGUGUGCUCUCUGGGGGGCACCCUGUCGUGAUGUUGCAAGGCAUUUUGUUCAGCGCUGGAAUUAUGCUAAGAGAAACAAAGCUGCAAAUGAGCAAGCAAUUCCCUUGCUGAUGCCUCAGCAUCACAUGGUUAUUCCACAUUACAUGGGAAAUGGUGGAGAAGUCGAUGUACGAAACAAGGAACAAGUUCAAAAUCACAAAGAUGCUAAAAAGACAAGGUCAUUCCCUUCGUCUACAUCAUACCAAGAUAUUCCACUGCUAUUACCACAAGAACCUGAUGGGCUAGAAGCAGCAAAUGAUAGAGAAAAAUAUGUGCUGGAAAAUUCAUGUGGUCUUUUGGAUAAUCGAAAUAGAGCCAACCAGAAUCAACCCUUUCCCUUGAGGAGAAUCAAAGUUGAACAUCCUAUUCAAGACAUGCAGAUGAAAGGUUUUGUUGAUAACCUUGGAUCUCCCCAACUAGAGAGGGGAAACCAUUAUGAUGUGAUCGCCCCACCUCAAAAUAUGGAUGAGUGGUGGGAAACACAAGAGAGAGGCGAUCAAGUUGUGUCUGCAGAUGAAGCUAGACAAGUUGGCCCUCGCACACUAUGCCGUUGUCAGAUCAUUAGAAGUGUAGGUCAAUGGUCAGCUGGAACAAGCCAGACUGAAGAGAGCAUUCACAAUGCCUAUAUUUCCCUUAUUGAAAAAGCAGAUUAUUUCAUUUACAUUGAGAAUCAGUUUUUCAUAUCAGGGCUCUCAGGCGAUGUGAUAAUAAGGAACCGUGUCUUAGAUGCACUAUACCAGAGAAUUCUGAGAGCCGAGAGGGAAAAGAUGUGUUUCAGGGUCAUAAUAGUGAUACCCUUGUUACCUGGAUUCCAGGGUGGCAUUGAUGAUGGCGGUGCUGCAUCUGUGAGGGCAAUAAUGCAUUGGCAAUAUCGAACCAUUUGUAGAGGCCCAAAUUCAAUAUUGCAGAAUCUAUAUGACUUGAUGGGUCCUAGAGCACAUGAUUACAUUUCUUUUUAUGGCCUUCGAUCAUAUGGAAGACUUUCUGAUGGAGGUCCUUUGGCGACAAAUCAGAUAUAUGUACACAGCAAAUUGAUGAUAGUUGAUGAUCGGGUGGCAUUAGUUGGUUCAGCUAACAUAAAUGAUAGAAGCUUGUUAGGAUCUAGAGAUUCUGAGAUCGGUGUUCUUAUUGAAGAUAAACAAUUUGUUGAGUCAUUUAUGAAUGGCAAACCAUGGAAAGCUGGAAAGUUUUCUCUUAGCCUUCGCCUCUCAUUGUGGCUGGAACAUUUGGGUCUUCGUGCUGAUGAAAUUAGUCAGAUUAGAGAUCCUGUCAUUGAGGCCACAUACAGGGAUAUAUGGAUGACAACUGCUAAGACAAACACAAUGAUAUACCAGGCUAUCUUUUCAUGCGUUCCCAAUGAUCUUAUCCACACCAGAUCUGCCUUCCGACAGAGCACUAAUUAUUGUAAAGAGAAACUCAGACAUACCACCAUUGAUUUAGGAAUAUGUCCUGAAAAGUUGGAGACAUACGAGAAUGGAGAUGUCAAAGACAUGGAUCCGAUGGAGAAACUACAGAUGGUUAGAGGUCACCUGGUUUCAUUUCCUCUGGAUUUUAUGUGCAAUGAGGAUUUGAGGCCUGGUUUCAGUGAGGGCGAGUUCUAUGCGUCCUCUCAGGUUUUUCAUUAGCUUAUGAACUUACAUUCUUUUUCGAUACACUGUAUAUUGUGUACCACAGCAGCCCAUGGCUUGUAAAUGUUCUCAACUUGUACGUGCAGGAGCAGAGUAAGCUAUACAUGAUAGAUAAAUCAUUCAUUGAUUUUUAUAGGCUAAAGAAUAAAAGCCUUUUCAAAA